GUCGCUCCGGGUUCCUCCGUCACUCCUCGCCUACCUCUGAGUCGCCCUGACCGGCUUGCCUGCUGAGAGUCCCCCCCCCCCCCCCUUCAACCUUUAUCGGAGGACUUCCUUCACUUCGAACGCAAGAGACGGAGGGCUUCGUUUUAAGCCUUUUUUUUGUUGUCGUUUUGUUUUUUUUUUUAAUCCCGAAAAAAGUUGACAUGGCCCACCCGCCGCGGGCCUCCGGUCGGCGUUGGGUUUAACGGAACCGUGCCGUCAUGCCCCUCCUGGCCCGGCUGUUGUGCGUGUGCAUGUGCGCCGAAGCCGCGACCGCCACCGCACUCGCGGACGAGCGGAGCCGACGGUGGCGCUCGUUCGACGCGGAGACAACGCCGACAGCGUCGCGGGACGUCCUCCGCCCGGAGACGGAGAGGGAGUCCAAAGCCGGCGCCGCCGCGGCGCUUCCGCCGAGCCCGGCCGCGCGUUCCGUGGGCGGCCAGCCGGCGCUUCGCGCUCAUGGCGAGCGCGACCCGGCGCCGAGGACGAGGCGAAGCGGCGGCGGCGUACUCGGCGGGCGCUUCCAGCCGUCCUCGCCGUCGCUCCUGGCGCAGGAGCAAGACGAGCCCGAGCCGCCUUCGAGCUCCAACGCCAGCGACUACGACGACUACGCGGCGACCGACGCGCCGCCGCCGCCACCGCCGCCGUCGGACCGCGGCCCCCCUCGCAGCCGAGCGAAGCGGCUUCGCAACCCCUUCUACCCGCUGGGCGCCGGCGCGUGCGGCGCCUACGCGUUGCUGGCGGCCGCCUUGGCGGUGCUGUGCGCGGGCGUGCUGGGCAACGUGUCGCUGAUGUGCAUGGUGUGCCACAACUACUACAUGAGGAGCAUCUCGCACUCGCUGCUGGCCAACAUGGCGCUGUGGGACUUCUCGGUGCUUUUCCUGUGCCUGCCGCUGGUGCUCUUCCACGCCCUCACCGACGACUGGCUGCUGGGGGAAGCGGCCUGCAUGCUCGUCCCCUACCUGGAGGUGGCUUCCCUCGGCGUGACAACAUUCACCCUGUGCGCCCUGUGCAUCGACCGCUACCGCGCCGCCGCCAACGUGCGCUCGUACUACGAAAUGACGGACAACUGGGCGUCCACCGCCGCCAAGCUGGCGGUCAUCUGGGCGGGGGCCCUGCUGCUGGCCCUUCCCGAGCUUCUCAUCCGCCAGCUGGUGACGGAGGAGGGCGACGCCCCCGGGGGAGAGCCCGGCCCGGCGCUCCAGCGCUGCGUGGCGCGCGUGUCCACCCGCCUGCCGGACACGCUCUACGUGCUGGGCCUGACCUACGGCGCCGCCCGCCUGUGGUGGUUCUUCGGCUGCUACUUCUGCCUUCCCACGCUCUUCACCAUCUUCUGCUCGCUGGCCACCGCCCGCAAGAUCCGCGGCGGGCAGCGGGCGGCGGGGGCGGGGGCGGUGGCGCCCUCCCGCGGCACUCAAAAGCAGAUGCGCCUGGAGAGCCAGAUGAACUGCGCGGUGGUGGCGCUCGCCGUCCUCUACGGCUUCUGCCUCAUCCCCGAGAACGUCUGCAACGUGGUGGUGGCCUACAUGGUGGCGGGCGUGCCCCCCCGCACCCUGGACGUCCUGCAGCUGCUGAGCCAGCUGCUCCUCUUCUGCAAGGCGGCCGCCGCCCCCGUGCUGGUCCUGUGCCUGUGCCAGCCUUUCCGCCGAGCCUUCCUGGACUGCUGCUGCUGUUGCUGCCGGGAGUGCGGCGGUCCGAGCGACGGGGCCCCCCCCGCCGCCGCCGACGAGCUGGAGCUCGCGCGCCGUGACGCCGCCGACGGGGACGCGUCCGCCGCCUACGCCGCCGUGGCGACGCGUUGCUGAGAUCAAAGACCCCGCCGGGUGGUGUCGGUCCAUACGGUUUUUGGUUUCUGUAACCGGAGCGAGUUGGCUGACCGCGCGGUCGUCUCGGGCAGAUGUCGCCGCGAGUAAUGUGUAAAGGUGGGGGGGGGGGGUCGUCUUCUUCCACAGUCGCCGCCAGACUCGGUGGUCACCCGUCAAAGGCACCGCUAGUUCCCACCGGUUGCACCAGUUGCAGUGGUCACUGGUCGCGGCUAGCUAGCUAGCUAGCUCAUCCGCGGAGAUGCUAGCUCGUCAUCUCCGCAGAUGAAAGCGGUCAGGCCGGCUUAUUUUCUGUUCCACGGGCGCCUUUGCUGCUGUCGGUCACGAUUAUCGUUUCGUGUGUCAUGUGGAACACGUUUUUAGACACGUUGACUCAUUCAGUAGCAGCCAAAUCUAGACCAAGUCUGAAAAGACGGUUAUAAACGUCUUUGGGAGUGAAUGAGUUAGGAAUCAUUAAAAAAA
This is a messenger RNA of Hippocampus zosterae (dwarf seahorse), 2321 nucleotides long. RefSeq names its product prosaposin receptor GPR37-like. Gene Ontology annotation, biological process: positive regulation of MAPK cascade; adenylate cyclase-inhibiting G protein-coupled receptor signaling pathway. The transcript is spliced from 2 exons. Gene Ontology annotation, cellular component: plasma membrane; signaling receptor complex. Lineage: Eukaryota; Metazoa; Chordata; Actinopteri; Syngnathiformes; Syngnathidae. The record is from RefSeq and is a predicted model, not a curated record. The coding region runs from base 258 to 1841 and encodes 527 amino acids. Gene Ontology annotation, molecular function: prosaposin receptor activity; G protein-coupled peptide receptor activity.